This is a messenger RNA of Zophobas morio, 4312 nucleotides long. It is a transcript of the gene Cdk12, whose product is annotated as cyclin-dependent kinase 12. Gene Ontology annotation, molecular function: ATP binding; cyclin binding; RNA polymerase II CTD heptapeptide repeat kinase activity. Gene Ontology annotation, biological process: protein phosphorylation; positive regulation of transcription elongation by RNA polymerase II. Bases 362 to 4165 code for a protein of 1267 amino acids. NCBI's taxonomy places the organism in Eukaryota, Metazoa, Arthropoda, Insecta, Coleoptera, Tenebrionidae. The record is from RefSeq and is a predicted model, not a curated record. Gene Ontology annotation, cellular component: cyclin/CDK positive transcription elongation factor complex; nucleus. The transcript has 11 exons.
GCAUGUCAGAAACAGACUGCAAUGAAAAUGGCGUCCUGUUGUCAGGAUCGGUUUCGACAAAAUUUUAACUCUUGAAAACUUUCAUGACCCAUGCUUCAUCAAGUAAAAUGAACUAAAAAGAAUCAAUCUAAAAGAUUAGUAGUACAAACCAAGUAAAAUAUUUUGUCUAAAAAGCCAUCAGUACCCGUAGAACGAGCAGGAUAAAAAAGGGCUUCGAGAUGUCCCGAAAAUCUGUUUGGUUUUAGUGCUGUGGAGUGUUUGUUCGUCGGAAACGGACUCUUUACAGUAUUGGGAGGAUCACCCGGAGGAACAACAGCACCGUGUAAUAUGUGCUGCACCGCUCCUCUCUCCGGUUCGUAAAAUGGAAAAAAAUCGGCAUGGGCGACAUAGCAAAGAUAAGUCGAAAAAGUCGAAAAAGCGCAAAAAUCGAGAAGCGAACGGUUCCUCUGCGUCCGGGAGUUUGUUAGCGAGUUGCAAACCGCUAGUGGAGUACUCUGAUGUUAGUUCGGAGGACCUUUCAGGACCCGAAGCUGGUGAGAUACAGAGUGGAGAAGAGAGCUUCAGUCUGAGUGAUGACGGUGAGAUAAUGCAUAGGAGUAGUCGACAUAGCAGAUUCACGCGGCUUGAAGAGGAAUAUUACCUUGCCCGACAGAGCCAGUUGGUCAUUGGCCACUCUCCAGGUCGCAGACACCGUUUGGACCCGUCUAUGAUCCCCCGUUCCCCCUCCCCCACUCUGAUGGUACCUCACCGCGAACGUAAGCCGUCAGUGUCGUCAAAAUCGUCCCGUUCCAGCGAAGUCCGCCACCGUCGAAAAACCGAAGGUUCCCCAUCCGACUACAGACAAGUGAUAAUAUCUCCGGAUUACACCGACGACUAUGACUCGCUAGACCGAAAGAAACGAAAAAAGAAAGAACGAAAACACAAAAAAGAAAAAAAGAACAAGAAAAAGAAAAAACGUUCCAAACAUCAUUCGCGCAGCACGAGCUUAGACAGUCUAGACAGCGAUUCCGUCGAAACGCCCCCGAAGUCCAAGAACGAAGAGAAGGAAGUCCUCUCCGACUGGGAGAGUCCGACUGUCAAGCCUCUCCCGCCAAUCACGGACAAGAUCGACACCAGCGCGUGCUCGCCGGUGUCGAACGACAGCCACAUUGCGUCGCCCGAGCCAUUGGAGCCGGAAAGGCGCUCCCCCAGUCCGGUGGUGGCGGCUACGCCGCCCCCGAGAAGCCACAAGGACUACCCGCCGCCAAGGGAGUCGCCGCACACGCCACCCCUGGCGCCGAUCAGGGUGAACAAUUCGGUGGAGGACUACGAAAGACACAAGGCGUACGACUGUUCACCGAUAGUGAUUGACGAUUAUAGCCAAAGUCACACUUCGGUGAAGUCGCCUUACAGGAAUCCCAGUCCAGAUUUGGUCAUGCAUCAUUCGCAUAGUUCAUCGACGUCGACGUCGAAAAGGAGAAGGCCGGAGAGGAGUUCGAGUCAUCAUAGGAAACACAGGAGGGAGAAGGAUCAUGUUAGGGAUAAGAGAAGGCUGAGUAGGAGUAGGAGUCCGUUGAGUAGGAGAAGGUCGAGGUCGUCGAGUUGGAGUAGGAGGCAUCAUAGUCCGUCGCCUAGUAGAAGUAAGAUGAAGAGGUAUAGAUCGAGGAGUCCCAGGAGGGAUAGGGACAGGAGAAGUCGCGAGAAGAACCGCAGCCCCAGCCCUCACUCAAUCAAAUCCUCCCAACUAAAGAACAAAAUCACCGACACUAGUCUAUUCGCCGAGCUAGUGAAAGACCGGCACAAACGCGAACUCGAACUGAAGAAGCUCGAGAACAUGCUAGAAAACAAAGCCGAACACAAACCAGAAACCGAGACUGAAAAAAAAACGGAACCGAGCACCGCACCGACGACGACGACCACCACCACCACCACGUCGGCGACGACGAGCGACGAAGUCGACGCCACGGCCAACACAAAGAACAACGCCAACAUCCCCAUUCCUAUGGACAUCGACGACAUCCCGAUACCAUCCGACCAAAACGUCGUCAAGCUGAACGAAAUCGCCUUACCUGAAACCGUGCCGUUACCGAACGAGAGGCCCGAACAACCGCCGACGCCGCCGCUCCCCAACUCGCUGCCGCCGAAGCUGGCCAACUCCGUCGACAAGGUGCAGCCGCCGCUGCCCCCGGCGACGGCGCCGCUCCCCAAGAAGGAAACCGGCAAGAAGCAGAGGGGCUCGAUCACCAAGCUGCCGAUGCCGCCGGGGAUGAACCAGAGCGAGCUGGAGAACAUCGAGUCGCCGCCGAGCAGGUCGCCCACGCCGCCGGCGGUGGUCAAGGCCAAGACGCCGCCGUUGAAGAAGGGGAUCAUGAACCUGCCGAUGCCGCCAGUAAUUCCAGGAACGGAGGAACUGAGCGGUGACGACGACGUCACUAACACCCCUCCGCGAAUCGUGAACAACAAGGUGGGCGAGAAAUCCCGAGCGACGCCGAAGCCUCGCUUAAAACGUCCGAAGAUCCUCAAGCGGAGGGGUUCGAGGAACUUCCAGGCGGUCAGCGGGAAAGACUGGGGCGAGCGAUGCGUCGACAUGUUCGAGGUGAUCGCCCAAAUCGGCGAAGGGACUUACGGGCAAGUGUACAAAGCCAAAGACGUGGACGCCGGGGAAUUAGUGGCCUUGAAAAAAGUAAGAUUAGAGAAUGAAAAAGAAGGCUUCCCAAUUACCGCCGUUAGAGAGAUAAAGAUCUUAAGACAGUUGAAUCACAAAAAUAUCGUUAAUUUAAGGGAGAUCGUUACGGAUAAGCAGGAUGCUGUGGAUUUCCGGAAAGACAAAGGCUCGUUUUAUUUAGUUUUCGAGUACAUGGACCAUGAUCUGAUGGGACUGUUGGAAUCGGGAAUGGUGGAUUUCAACGAGAUGAACAACGCUUGCAUCAUGAAGCAGUUGUUGGAUGGGUUGAAUUAUUGUCACAAGAAGAAUUUCUUGCAUAGGGAUAUCAAAUGUAGCAACAUUUUAAUGAAUAAUAGAGGCGAAGUGAAACUGGCGGAUUUCGGUCUGGCCCGCCUUUACAACGCUGAAGAUAGACAGAGGCCUUACACGAACAAAGUAAUCACGUUGUGGUAUAGACCCCCAGAACUGCUCCUGGGUGAGGAAAGAUACGGUCCGGCAAUCGACGUCUGGAGCUGCGGCUGUAUUUUAGGUGAACUGUUUCUGAAGAAACCGUUAUUCCAGGCAAACGCUGAGAUGAUGCAGCUAGAAAUGAUCUCGAGGGUUUGUGGUACUCCAACACCGGCAGUUUGGCCGUCGGUCAUCAAACUGCCCCUUUUUCACACCCUCAAGCCUAAAAAGCUCCAUCGGAGGCGUUUGCGUGAAGAUUUCAUGUUUAUGCCAACAUCCGCACUGGAUUUGCUGGAUAAAAUGUUGGAUUUGGAUCCAGAAAAGAGGAUUUCGGCGGAGGAUGCGCUCAAGUCGCCGUGGUUGAAAAAUAUUAACCCGGAACAGAUUUGCGCGCCCGAGCUGCCGACGUGGCAGGACUGCCACGAGUUGUGGAGUAAAAAGAGGAAGCGGCAAAUGCGGGAGCAGCAGGAGUCCAUGCAGAAUUUGCCGCCCGGUAAGCCGUUGGUGAUGGGGCGAGAUAAGAAACCCGACGAUACGUCAGAAGUAGGGGGUUCCUCCAAAGUGCUGAAAAUGGAAGCGUACGACGCCGCCGUCCUGUCGUACGCCCUGGCGACGGCCGCCACCAAAAUCAAACCCGGCUUACUGGGAAUCGCCCCCAUGUUACCCCCCAGAAUCCCAGACGGAGAGUCGCUCACACCCCCCGCGCGACACGACAAUAUCCCAGAAACGGACGAAAACCGCGGUUACCUUUACCAGCUGCUGUGCACCGUCGAGCAACAAAUUAUCAAUAAAACGGGCGUCCAGCUGCCCCAGCUCAUGGAGAUUUGCUCCACGAAGCAGUCACAGGUGGACCAGCAGACCAUCGCGCAUCUGGAAACCCUCCAGAAUGAGCUACGCCAAAUCUGCAAAGCCAAUCCUAACUCGACGCAUUUGUUGCAACUCAAUGUUGACGAAGACGAUAGUCCUGGAGUGUCCUUAAAAACCGAAACUGUAUGCAAGAGCUUGGUUGAGUUGUUGAAACAGUUUGGGCUAGUCUUAGGCGCGAACGUUUUGAAGAAGGUUUUAGUCAACUAAUUAUGUGAGCCUUAAUUUUGUAUAAAUUUUAUAUUUUGCGAGGUUUGUUUGGUUGUUUAUUUUUAUGUACACUUGUGGCAAAGAUACUACAUAUUUUAGCAAAUACUGUCAGAUUGUACAUUUAUCAAUAAGUAAAGACAAAUAUUA